This is a messenger RNA of Hyla sarda, 3669 nucleotides long. RefSeq names its product hexokinase-2. The transcript is spliced from 18 exons. The record is from RefSeq and is a predicted model, not a curated record. Gene Ontology annotation, cellular component: cytosol; mitochondrion. NCBI's taxonomy places the organism in Eukaryota, Metazoa, Chordata, Amphibia, Anura, Hylidae. Bases 481 to 3234 code for a protein of 917 amino acids. Gene Ontology annotation, biological process: intracellular glucose homeostasis; glycolytic process; glucose 6-phosphate metabolic process. Gene Ontology annotation, molecular function: mannokinase activity; glucokinase activity; ATP binding.
ACAGUCAUCUGCGGGGGAGAAUCCGCGACCACCAGGACUGUAGCCCCGCCCACAACCAUCACCCUAACCAAUCUCAGCGCCGAAUCUCCACACACCCCAUACUCGGCCAAUGGUCUGCCGUGUCGGUGUUAACCCCUGCAGUCCCGGUUAGGGAUGCUGCGCUUUUUUAUAAGUAAUAAUAUAAGUUCUCCCGGGCCAGGUAUACUGGUUGUAUACAGUGUCUGCACUUCCCGGUGUUAGUCAUUAGUAGUCGCGGCAGGCGCUGUACAGAAGUGACUCACGCUCACCUCUGAGGAGGAUGCUCGGGACGUGUCGGAGGGAGAGCAGGGGUUAAUAGGAUGACAGUGACGUCAGCGGGGGCUUGGCUGCCGGGCAUCAGUGAAUGAAGCACUUUGUAAAGAGAGACAGCGAGGAAAAAAGCCGGGUACUACCGAGGAGCACGGAGAUACCGCAGCGGUACCGCACCGGAGACACCGAGACAUGAUCGCUUCCCAUCUACUAGCAUACUUCUUCACCGAGCUCAACCAUGACCAAGUACAGAAGGUGGACAAGUACCUCUAUCACAUGCGCCUCUCUGAUGAGACACUCUUGGAGAUAUCAAACAGGUUUAGCAAGCAGAUGGAGAAAGGACUUGGGGCAGAAACCAACCCCACCGCCUGUGUGAAGAUGCUGCCCACAUUCGUACGGUCCACACCAGAUGGGACAGAAGAUGGAGAGUUCCUGGCUCUGGACUUGGGAGGAACAAAUUUUCGAGUCUUGAGGGUGAAAGUAUGUGAUAACGGAAUGAAAAAGGUGGAGAUGGAGAACCAGAUCUAUGCCAUCCCAGAAGACCUAAUGAGGGGCAGUGGAUCACAGCUCUUUGACCACAUUGCUGAAUGUCUGGCCAACUUCAUGGACAAGCUGCACAUCAAGGACAAGACUUUACCCUUAGGGUUCACUUUCUCCUUUCCUUGCUACCAGUCGAAACUGGACGAGAGCAUCUUGGUGAACUGGACUAAAGGAUUCCAUGCCUCCGGCGUGGAAGGAAGAGAUGUGGUUACUCUGUUAAGGAAAGCUAUUAAGAAACGUGGGGAUUUUGAUAUUGAUAUUGUUGCAGUAGUGAAUGACACAGUGGGCACAAUGAUGACCUGCGGAUAUGACGACCAUAACUGUGAGAUCGGACUUAUCGUUGGUACCGGUACAAAUGCCUGCUACAUGGAAGACCUGCGUCACAUAGACCUUAUAGAAGGGGAUGAGGGGCGCAUGUGUGUGAAUAUGGAGUGGGGAGCUUUUGGAGAUGACGGAUCUUUGAAUGACAUCAGAACUGAGUUUGAUCGAGAAAUUGACAUGGGGUCUUUAAACCCAGGAAAACAAAUGUUUGAAAAGAUGAUCAGCGGGAUGUAUAUGGGUGAGCUCGUCCGGCUCAUCCUAGUCAAGAUGGCGAAGGAGGAUCUGCUUUUCGGGGGGAGGAUCACAGCUGAUCUUCUGACCACUGGACAUUUUGAAACCCGCUACGUCUCCGAGAUCGAAAAAGACAAAGAAGGGAUCAAAACAGCCCAUCAGAUCCUGAGUAAGCUGGGGCUGGAGCCCUCUCAUGAGGAUUGUGUGGCCACACAUAGGAUCUGCCAGAUAGUUUCUUCUCGAUCUGCCAACCUAUGUGCCGCCACGCUUGCUGCUGUCCUGAGACGCAUCAAAGAGAACAAAGGAGCGGAACGCUUGAGGUCAACGGUUGGAGUAGAUGGCUCGGUCUACAAGAAUCACCCACACUUUGCACGGCUUCUUCAGAAGACUGUCCGCAGACUGGUGCCUGACUGUGAUGUCCGAUUCAUCCGAUCAGAGGACGGCAGUGGUAAAGGAGCUGCCAUGGUGACCGCUGUAGCUCACCGCUUGGCGAACCAGCGUCACGAACGGGAGAAGACACUUGAAGCCCUCAAGCUUAACACCGAGCAGCUUCUAGAGAUUAAGAGGAUCAUGAGAGUUGAGAUGGAGAGGGGCCUGAAAAAAUCUUCUCAUGAAGAAGCCACAGUCAAGAUGCUACCGACAUACGUGAGAUCAACUCCUGAUGGCACAGAGAGAGGAGACUUCCUGGCUUUGGAUCUCGGGGGCACAAAUUUCCGCGUUCUGCUGGUGCGUGUUCGGAGUGGUAUGAGACGUGGGGUGGAAAUGCACAACAAGAUCUACACCAUCCCUCAGGAUGCCAUGAUAGGAACCGGAGAGGAGCUGUUCGACCACAUAGUUCACUGCAUUGCUGAUUUCCUGGAGUACAUGGGCAUGAAAGGAGUCUCUCUGCCCCUUGGGUUCACUUUUUCCUUCCCGUGCCACCAGAACAGACUGGAUGAGGGCAUUCUCCUGAAGUGGACCAAAGGGUUCAGAGCAUCUGGAUGUGAAGGAGAAGAUGUUGUAAAUCUCCUGAAAGAAGCCAUCCACAGGCGAGAGGAGUUUGACCUGGAUGUAGUGGCCGUUGUGAACGAUACCGUGGGGACUAUGAUGACUUGUGGCUACGAAGACCCACAUUGUGAAAUGGGACUGAUUGUCGGUACCGGCAGCAAUGCUUGUUACAUGGAAGAGAUGAGAAACGUGGAGCUGGUAGAAGGGGAGGAAGGCAGAAUGUGCGUCAAUAUGGAGUGGGGAGCCUUUGGUGACAAUGACUGUAUGGAAGAUUUCCGAACAGAGUUUGACAGAGCGGUGGAUGAACUGUCUCUGAAUCCUGGCAAGCAGAGGUAUGAGAAGAUGAUCAGCGGGAUGUACCUGGGGGAGAUUGUAAGGAACAUCCUGAUAGACUUUACUAAACGGGGGCUCCUGUUCCGUGGAAAGAUAUCCGAGAGGCUGAAGACCAGGGGCAUUUUUGAAACCAAGUUUUUGUCUCAGAUCGAGAGUGAUCGCUUGGCAUUGCUUCAGGUGCGCUCCAUCCUUCAGCACCUUGGUUUGAACAGCACAUGUGAUGACAGUAUCAUUGUCAAGGAAGUGUGUACGGUGGUGGCAAGAAGGGCGGCUCAGCUUUGUGGUGCUGGAGUAGCUGCUGUUGUCGACAAGAUCAGAGAAAACCGAGGGUUGGAUUCCCUAAAAGUCACUGUUGGUGUGGAUGGGACCCUAUAUAAACUUCACCCUCAUUUCUCUACCAUCAUGCACGAAACCGUGAAGGAGCUUUCUCCAAAGUGUCAAGUUACGUUUCUCCAGUCUGAAGAUGGAAGUGGAAAGGGAGCCGCCCUCAUCACCGCCGUGGCGUGCAGGAUUCGAGAAGCGGGCCAACGUUAAGGGACAGGAGCCAAAAGAUUUAUUUUUAUUGAGCGAAUUCCUAUAUAAAGACUCAAUACGGCUCCUUACAUUCUUAACCAUCUCCAAUCCAUGGACCUGGUUGGACUCCCUGGAUGUGCUUCUGGUGUUCAUAGAUUUGCCUACACUCAUACCAGGGAAAUGUAAAUAGGUCGAUGUAUUUUAUUUUUCUAGUAAAGAUAUAUACGGAAAAAAGACUGACAUAAAACCAAGCCUCCGAUAUUCUAGAAGAGUCCUGGAUAUCUAGCCAAAUCAUCUUUUGCCGAGCUUCCAAACACUUUAUUGUUAUCGUGUGUACAGGCCAGAUGUGUAUUCUUUAAAGGGGUACUCCACUGCAAAUCAUUUUCUUUUAAAUCAACUGGUGUCAGAAAGUUAAACAGGUUUGUAAAUGACUUCUAUUAAAAAAAUCGUAAUUCU